Molecule: messenger RNA, 1110 nt
Organism: Saprolegnia diclina VS20
Lineage: Eukaryota; Oomycota; Saprolegniomycetes; Saprolegniales; Saprolegniaceae
Exons: 2
Coding region: 1-1110 (369 amino acids)
Biological process (GO): cellular response to hypoxia
Molecular function (GO): peptidyl-proline dioxygenase activity; L-ascorbic acid binding; ferrous iron binding
Source: RefSeq, a predicted model, not a curated record
AUGGCAAGUCGUUGCAGCUGCUGCGGCAGCGACGCGGACGACCUCCUGCGCUGCAGCCAGUGUCUCCGAGUGUACUACUGCAGCCGCGCGUGCCAAGUGACCGACUGGAAGCGAGGCCACAAGGCGGCCUGCCGCAAGCACGAGACAGACGCCAUCGAGUAUCCUCGGCCGUUCGUGCGCAACUUUGCGUCCUUCUCGGACAAGAUCACGCCAGGUAUAUGUGACGAGCUGCUUUCGAACGGGUUCGUUGUCGUCGACAACUUUCUCGGACGCGACUGGGCCGACGCGAUCCUCUCCGAAGUCAAAUGGCUGCAAGAGCGCAAGCUCCUCUCGCCCAACAAGACGCAGUUUCCGCGCGCCGACGGCUCGGUCGCCCAAUUUGCCAAGCCCAACAUCUACGAAGCCGACUUGCACAACGCGAGCGUGCGCACGCAAGUGCCCGAGCUUGACGCGCUUUUCCACUCGGACGACCUCUGCCUUGCGUUGGAGGACCAUGCGCAGCUCGGCCUCGUGCCUGGAACGCAAGGCAAGACACUCAAGGUCCAGUUCAACGCUGGCAACGGCGGGUGCUUCCCGUGCCACUACGACAACCCAGGCCGCCCCAAUAAGCGCAAGCUGACCUGCCUUCUGUAUCUCAACCCUGACUGGAAAGACGGCGAUGGUGGCGAGAUCCAGUUCUAUCCGUUCCUGGCGCCCGAGCCGGUGACGCUCGCGCCUCGCAUGGAUCGCCUCGUCAUCUUUUCGUCCGACAGUCUCCUGCAUCGCGUGCUGCCGGCCGCCGAACCCCGUCACUGCCUUACAAUUUGGCUUGACAGCACCGUUGUCAACACGCCACAGGACGCACAGCUCAGUCUGACCGCGUCCGACUUAACGACGGGCUGGGAGGCCUUUGUGCGCAAGCUCGCCAAGUCGCCCGUCCAGCGGCUACUCUCACGGGGCGUGUACGCGGAGGAGUACCUCGAGUCGCUCACGCAGUGCAUGGGCCUCGCCGAAGACGGGUUCAGCGACAUGGUCGCGUCGCACGAAGCCCACUUGGUGCGGCUCGAGGCCAACAAGCCGCUGUACAGUCUUGUCCAGCGGCUACGCGCCGAACGCGGUGUCUUCAACUAG